AUGCCGACCAUCGGCCCUUCUGUGCUCUUUGCAGCUGGUCUCGCCCUCGGUGUAGGCACUGGCGUGUUGAUCCCUAGGCGAAACAAGCCAGAUGUCUUCACCCCACCUGCACCGCCCAGCGGAGAGAAGCGGGACUUGAGCCCCAUCAAGACUCCCGGUGGAGGGGUGGUCCACCUCCAAGGCGGCUUUCCAGGUCCCAUACCGGACAUUGUCAAGCGAGCCGCAUAUACUGCGGCUUAUGAUAGGCGUAUGAAACACCCGGCAUGGACUGCUGAACACCUGACUGCUGCGUCCCUUUCGCGGACUGCACCGGCAUCCGCCCCAAAUGCUAACCCGAUCCCGCUCGAGACUGCCCGAGCGGCAGAUACGGCGCCCGUGGUUAAGGGUGACAGGUCCAAAAGCACAUUCAUGGAGGAUGCAGACGUUCCCGAGGCGUUCCGAGCGAGAUUACAGGAUUACUUCAAGAGUGGCUAUGAUCGAGGACACAUGGUACCCGCCGCCGACGCCAAAAUCUCCCAGCAAGCCAUGAACGAGACCUUCUACCUCACCAACAUCGCGCCUCAAGUGGGAGAUGGCUUCAACCGGCAUUAUUGGGCAUACCUCGAGGACUUUUGCCGGAGACUGACGACCAACUUUGAGGACGUAUAUGUGUUCACUGUACCACUCUACCUCCCCACCCAACAGCCUGAUGGCAAAUGGCGAGUCACCUACGAAGUGAUCGGCACCCCACCCUCCAUCUCGGUCCCCACCCACUUUGCCAAGGUCAUCCUCGCUUCUCGACCCGACUUUGCCCAUCCACAGACCCCAUCGGCCGACAAAGGCCUCACUUCCAACUCGACAAUCAAGGAGCUGGCAAUGGGAGCGUUCAUCCUCCCCAAUAAGGAGAUUCCGGAUCAGACCGACCUUCGAGCCUUCAUUGCGCCAGUGGAGGCGGUAGAGAAGGCAGCCGGUUUGCAGCUGUUCAAUACGGACUUGAAAGCCAAGUCAAAGCAGCUCUGCGCGGUGACGCAGUGCCAAGUGAUUGUUCGGCGGUUUGACGAUGCGAGGAAGAUCAAAAAGUAG
Dioszegia hungarica is the source of this 1062-nucleotide messenger RNA. RefSeq lists its product as uncharacterized. The transcript has 9 exons. The record is from RefSeq and is a predicted model, not a curated record. Gene Ontology annotation, molecular function: nucleic acid binding; RNA endonuclease activity; single-stranded DNA endonuclease activity. Bases 1 to 1062 code for a protein of 353 amino acids. Gene Ontology annotation, cellular component: nucleus; mitochondrial inner membrane. NCBI's taxonomy places the organism in Eukaryota, Fungi, Basidiomycota, Tremellomycetes, Tremellales, Bulleribasidiaceae. Gene Ontology annotation, biological process: apoptotic DNA fragmentation.